Molecule: messenger RNA, 4338 nt
Organism: Tripterygium wilfordii
Lineage: Eukaryota; Viridiplantae; Streptophyta; Magnoliopsida; Celastrales; Celastraceae
Product: putative E3 ubiquitin-protein ligase LIN-1
Exons: 16
Coding region: 25-4062 (1345 amino acids)
Molecular function (GO): protein binding
Source: RefSeq, a predicted model, not a curated record
UAUCAUCAUUUGCACUGAUGCAGUAUGUCUAGUAGUUCCAUGGCUCCCAACCCUUCUUCUUCUUGGUCACCUUCCUCCACUGAUAUUGAAAAACCAGAUUUCGAGUCAAUAAGGGCAUUAAUAAUUUCAGUCAAUCAAUACAUUGUCGAUUUCCUGGCAAAAGAUGAAACCUGGAGGUUGUUAAAACUGAGAUGCAUCUCCAGGUGUGCAAAGCAGGAUUACUUUGAAUGCUCAGAUCAAUCUGUUUUCUCAAAUCUUUGUCAGGGAAUUAAAAGCAUUGAGGCCGCAAUUCAGGCAACAAGGCAAGAGGAGAGAACUUCACAUCUGAGGAAGUCAGAAGAGAUGCUUCAAGUUCCGGCGUUGCUAGACGAGUAUGGAUUCACAGCUGGAAUUCCAAACCAUUAUUUGAUUUCUUUCUCAUACUUCUACCUCUCUGUGGUUAGAAAGCUAUGUAGGGACAAAUGGCAGGUCGUCCUGCAUUUUCUCCAGGCAGUGCUUGUCUCACCAAGCCUUGCUCGAAUUGAUUGUGCCCCCGAACUUUGUGCAAGUCUUUUUCCUUCCCGCAAAAUUGUGCCUGAGACACAGGAAAUAGAUGAUAUUAGUCAUACUGAGGAAGAUUCUGUCGAUGAAGAUAUGAGGCAGAUGGCGAGAAGAUACAAACACUGGUUGAUGUAUUAUCAGGUAAUGUCUUAUGGACAGACUCCUAACUGGCACUGCAUGGAUGGUGAUAUUACAUCCCAUGAAGACGAACCAAAGUAUGUUUUGUACGAGAGAGCUAGCAUCGGUAACUCUUCAAAUUCAAUGGAGCAUAAGCAUAGCUUUCCAUCUAAUUUUAGUGAUCAGAAGGUGCAUCCAUUCAAUAACCAAAAGUUCAUAAUGGAUAUGGAAUAUGAAACAAAGACGUCCAGGGAAGCUUCAGAUCAUCCAGGCUGUGAGAAAGCCCUUAAAGGUCAGACUCCAAAUGUACAGGCUUUCAAUGGAGAACUUGCAACAAAUUUUAGUAUUAAGUGCCUCCAUGAUAUGCUAAAGGAAUCCCAAUCAGAUACACCAACUUCAGAAGACUCCAGUAUUUAUUAUUUCGAAGAAAAUGACUCAGAGGCAAAUAUAGAUGGCGCAGAAAGCUCAAUUUCAACUGCAAGAAGAAGAGAAUAUGAUCCACAACAGCAAGUCUAUGAUCAGACCCUACAGUAUCCGUGUUUCGCAUCAGCCCAUAUGCGCACAAUGACUUUGCCACAUGCCCCUCAACACUCGAUACAUGAAGAACUCUCCAAUGUAAAUGUCAAAGAAUUCCUUUCAGACAGAUUCCUGAGUUCUAUUGGUGAUUCAGAUUUAUCUACCUCAGAUCAGAGAGAAAGAAAUACAACUUUUUCUCAAAGUUUCCCAUCAGAAGAUGAAUUAGCUUAUCGCACAUUACAGAAGCAAAAAUUUCAAAUGAGUGGUCAUAAAACAUCUACAUCUCCACCGACUAGUAUGUUCACACACUUAAAUCAACAAGGAAGAGCUAAAAGGAAAAUGCAUAGCUCACACAAUCAUAGAAAGUUCAAUGAAGCCCAUUCUCAUCCUGGGCAAGGUCAUAAUGUAGAGCUAUUGGCUGUUGUUGAGAGGGCAAUUUCUAAGCUAUGUUUCUCAGAAGGAGUGGGAAAAUGUGAAAGGGAAUAUGCUGUUGAAGUAACAAGCAUAUACAAAAUGCUGAACCAGAAGACAGGAGAGACAUAUGCCAUAUUGAAGGACAUGAUUCUGGAUCAACUAUUGAUGGCGAUUUCAACCUCCAAAAAGGAAAAAGUAGUCAGGGCAUCAGUGUCCACACUUACUACCAUCAUUUCAGUAAACAAGUCAGCUGUCGAAGAAAUCAAGAAGAAGGGUUUAAGGUUGUGCGAUUUGGCGAGUGCCUUAAAACGAAAUGUGCAUGAGGCAGCUAUACUUAUCUACUUGAUCAAUCCAGCCCCAAUUGAGAUUAAGAGUUUAGAGCUUUUACCGACACUCGUAGAACUUGUCUGCACUUCAAACGGCUACAAGGGUAAACCAGCACCACCUGUGCUGACACCUCCUUCAGCAUCAUUGAUGAUUAUUGAAGUAUUAGUGACCGCAUUUGACUAUACUACAAAUAACACGCACUUGGCUGCUAUCAAUACUCCCCAUAUACUUUCUAGGCUCCUAGACGUUGCAAGAAGUAAUAGCGUGGAAGAAAACGUCUCUCUGGCCACUAUUCUAGUAAAAUGUAUGCAGUUUGAUGGGCGAUGCAGAAAAUAUAUAUCACAGUUCACUACAGUUGCUCCAUUUAUAUGUCUCCUACAGAGUGACCAGAAGCGUGCCAAGUUCAUAGCACUUGAAUAUUUUCAUGAGAUCCUUCGCAUGCCACGGUCAUCGGCCAUAAGCCUAUUGCAGCGGAUAAGAAAUGAAGGUGGCACUGAUAUUUUGCACAUAUUAGCACUUUGUGUUUGGCAACUACAACCAAAUUACCAACUGUUGGCAGCAAAUUUAUUGCUUCAACUAGACACAGUGGAGAACCAAAAAGGUAAUGGAGAGUUUGUAGAAGAGACUAUAAAGGUCAUCCUCAAGUUAUUGGCAUCUGAAGAAAGCUCUACCAUGCAGCUAUUAUCCGCAUUCAUUCUGUCAAACAUGGGUGGAACUUAUUCUUGGACAGGAGAACCAUACACAGUAGCAUGGCUGGUGAAAAAAACAGGAUUGACCUCCCCAUAUCACCGGAAUAUGAUUAAGAACUAUGAAUGGUCAGAAGAAAGCCUGGAGGAUGCAGGAAUAGACUCAUGGAGCAGCAAGAUUGCAAAGAGCAUCAUUGAAAUAGGUAGCCCUGUCUUCCGAGCUUUAGAGAAGGGCCUAAAGAGCGAGACGAAAAACGUUUCUCGGGACUCUCUCACAACUAUUGCCUGGCUAGGAUAUGAAAUCGCAAGAAGUUCCAAUAGCCUAAGGAGUUCAGCAUGCAAGGUCUUACUUAGUGGAAUUGAGCAGUUUUUGCAUCCAGGCGUGGAGCUUGAAGAAAGACUUCUAGCAUGUCUGUGUAUCUAUAACUAUGCCUCUGGCAAAGGCAUGAAGAAACUAAUUCAUUUCACAGAAGGAGUAAGGGAAUCUCUGAGGCGCUUUUCAAGUGUAACUUGGAUGGCAGAAGAAUUACAUAGAGUUGCAGAAUAUUCUCUGCCCAAUAAAUCGCGUAUUUCUUGUGUUCACACUCAAAUUCUGGAGGCAAGCAGUAAGUGCAGUGGUGCUGUAACAGCCCUCAUCUACUACAAGGGGCUGCUUCACAGUGGAUAUUCUGAUGGUUCAAUAAAGGUGUGGGAAAUCAAGAAGCAAUCGUCCACACUAGUAUGGGACAGGAAAGAACACAAAAAGGCAGUGACGUGCUUUGCACUUUUUGAACCAGGGGAGAGCCUUCUCAGUGGAUCUUCUGAUAAAAGUAUAAGGGUUUGGCAAAUGGUCGAAGGGAAACUGGAGUGCAUUGAAGUCAUAUCAAUGAAAGAACCAAUUCAACAGAUGGAAACUUGCAAGCAAAUCAUUUUCGUUGUCACCCAAGGCCAUAAGAUAAAGGUGUUCGAUUCACAAAGAACAGUCCAAGAAAUCUGCAAGCACAAAAAAGUGAAAUGCAUGAGGUUGGCUCAGGGGAAGGCUUACCUUGGCUGCACGGACUCUUCAAUAAAGGAGUUAACUAUAAGAAACAACCAGGAGAGAGAGAUCAAAGCACCAUCAAAGAGUUGGAGAAUGCAAAGCAAACCCAUCCACUCACUUUUCCUCUAUAAGGAUUGGCUCUACAGUGCAAGUUCAUCAAUUGUUGAAGGUUCAAACCUCAAGGAAUGGAGAAGACAAUCAGAGCCACAAAUGUCAAUAGUAACAGAGAAAGGAAGAAAUAUAUUAGCCAUAGCAGUUGUAGAAGACUUUGUUUAUCUAACUUGCAGCUCAUCAACGAGCAUCCUUCAGAUAUGGUUGAGAGGCACACAGCAGAAAGUGGGGAGAAUAUCGGCAGGCAGCAGAAUAACUAGUCUUCUUACUGGCAACGACACAGUCAUAUGUGGUACAGAGAAGGGCCUGAUCAAGGGCUGGAUACCUCUCUAGACAGCAAAAAAGAAUGAAUUAAAAAAGUAAAAAUUACCACUAUUUUUUCUCUUUUAUUAAAAUUUCUUGUACUAAUAUCAAUGUAUAAAGGCAGUUAAGGGUUCGUUAUAUACUCACACGAAAUGUAAAAAGUACUUGUUUACAGAUGUUAAGAAGGAAAGAACUCAAAAUCAUAGAGCUAAGAUAGUUUGUAUUUUCUUGGAAGGUAUAGUAUGUAAUAGCUAAAUUAUAAUCUGGGAUAUCAAUGAAAUAAAUAGCCACACUUUUUUGCUUCAA